GAAAAGGUGUAUAUUCAGCUAGUAAUGGAGAUAUAUAUUUAGGCGAUUGGGUAAAUGUAAAAUAUCAUGGUCAAGGAAUUUAUAUAUAUUAAAAUCAGGAAAGAUACGAAGGUUAGCUUUAAAAUGGUCUUAGAAAUGGUGAAGGAACCUAUUUUUAUUAAAACGGAAAUAUAUUUGAUGGAGAAUGGUCUUAAAAUAAAAAGAAUGGUGUAGGAACAAUGAUAUAUUAUUAAUCUUAGGAAAAAUAUGAAGGUUAAUAUUAAAAUGGAAUAAAGUAAGGACAAGGAUAAUUCUAAUAUGCAAAUGGAGAUAAAUAUGAAGGAACUUGGAUAGAUGGAAAAAGACAUGGAAAGGGGGUCAUGUUUUAUUAAAAUGGAGAUAUAUAUUAAGGUUAGUUUGAUAAUGAUUAAUAAAUAGGAAGAUGUAUGUAUUAAUAUGCAAAUGGGGAUAAAUUUGAUGGGUUUAUGUAAAACUCUAAAAAAGAAGGAUAAGGAGUAAUAGAAUAUAGAAAUGGAGAUAUAUAUGAUGGAUUUUUUAAAAAUGAUGUAAAAGAGGAUUAAGGAGUAAUGAAUUAUGUAAAUGGAGAUAAAUAUGAAGGAUAAUGGUAAAGUGAUAAAAGGAAUGGAUAAGGAAUUUUAAUCACAGAAUUAUUUGAAUACUAAGGAUAAUUUAAAAAUGAUCUAAGAGGUGGAUUUGGAAAAUGUAAAUAUGCAAAUGGAGAUUAUUAUGAAGGAUAAUGGCAUGAUGAUUUUUAAUGUAAUAAUAAAAAUAUAUAAAUAUAUAUUUAUAUAUUUAUAUAUUAUAACUUAUAUAAAAUAUAAAAAUAUAAAUUAUUAAAUAUUUAUUAAUUGCAUUUAUAUUUAUAUAUAUUUAUUUAUAUUUUUUAAGAUGGUAAUGGAAAAUAAAUAUUCGCCGAUGGUUUUACAUAUGGUUUUUAAUUUUUAAUUUUAAAAAUAUAAUAUUUUUUUAACAAAAUAUAAUACAUAAUUAAGAUGGAUAAUGGGUAAAUGGAAUGA
Ichthyophthirius multifiliis is the source of this 1016-nucleotide messenger RNA. Its product is annotated as morn domain repeat protein. The annotation marks the transcript as partial. The record is from RefSeq and is a predicted model, not a curated record. NCBI's taxonomy places the organism in Eukaryota, Ciliophora, Oligohymenophorea, Hymenostomatida. The transcript is spliced from 7 exons.